Molecule: messenger RNA, 1519 nt
Organism: Thrips palmi
Lineage: Eukaryota; Metazoa; Arthropoda; Insecta; Thysanoptera; Thripidae
Product: predicted GPI-anchored protein 58
Exons: 4
Coding region: 90-1283 (397 amino acids)
Source: RefSeq, a predicted model, not a curated record
GGGGAGGGGCGGGGCCGCGACCCACCUUAUAAGUGGGACCCCAGACCACCCCGGCCGUUCCAUCCAGUAGCCCUCGCACGGCCGCCAACAUGCUGCGCCUCUGUCUGGUCGCGGUGCUGGCAGUGUCCACAGCAUCCGCGGCAUCCACAGCAUCCACAGCAUCCGCAGCCGCGGGCUUCAUCCCACCAUCCACCGUGUUCGCCCCGGCGCCGCCGACCAGCUUGGACAUCCUGCCGCCGCCCCCGCUCCCGGAGAGCCCGCCCCCUGAGCCACACCCCCCGCCCCCGGACGAGGCGGCUUUCGUGCCGGCCACCCCCGAGGACGCCUUCUUCAACCCCGAGGUCGCCGCCACCGCGCCCGCCCCCAACUUCGCCGUCCAGCUCGCCCCCGCGCCCCGCCGCUACACCCCCUUCGCGCAGUACGGGCCGCCAGCGCCGCCAGCGCGGCCAGCAGGCGUCGACCCCAACUUCGAGUUCAACGCCGUCUCCUCCGACUGGAACUCGCCCUUGGCCCUGGCCAGAGCUCGCGCCGGGCUGAGGAGACGACCUCACCGUCAGAGACACGGGGCAGGCCAAGACGACCCCAACUUCGAGUUCAGCGAGAUCUCGUCUGACUGGAACGCGCCAUCGGCCUUAGCGGGGGCCCACGCCUCGCGCAGGGGGCGGCCCGCCGCCCAGCGGCACGGAGCAGGCCAAGAAGAUCCCAACUUUGAGUUCAACGAGAUCUCCUCCGACUGGGGCGCCCCCAUCGGCGCGCUGGCCGCGGCCUACCGCCGCCACCGACUGCAGCAGGGACUCCAGGACGACGAGGAGCCCCUGCUGGAGUUCAACGAGAUCUCGUCCGACUGGAGCAUCCCUGCCAGCGCGCUGCUGACGGGCUCGGAGGGCGGCCUCCGACGCCAACAUGGGCAUCACCGCCACGGGCACCGCCACCAGCACCCUGCCGCCGGCCAGAGCCAGCAGCAGCAGCAGCCUCAGGUGCAGCCGCAGGUGCAGACACAGGUCCAGCCCCAGUUGCAGCGAACGACACAGCCCCAGAGCCAGCCGAGCCAGCAGGCCGGAGUCGACGGCCGCUUCGUGUACAGCCACCUGGUGGACGGGCUGCUGUUCACGGGCCCCCACAGCGACUCCCCGCUGCACCUGGCGCGCUCGGACGCCGUCAAGCUCAUCGGGGGCUCCUUCUCGUUCGUCAGUCCCGACGGCGUGCCGGUCAACAUCCGCAAGAUCCAGUUCCACAACCCCGAGCACGCCGUCAGAGUGCUCCCCGGCCUGGCCAGGUCGUAGAAGGGAAAGGCCUCUGCGCGCGAGGAGAGCAGAGUCCAGUAACCAAAAUGUGAUUGUAACAGCACGGUGAUUUCCUAGCUCACUAGUUUUAGAGUAUUUCGUCUUGUAUUUUUAUCUGUAUUCUAAAAUGUAGCUUUAGGUUCAGCCGAAAGAUGAGUUGUCAUGUUACGUUCAGGAUGAGCAGUUGAGAGCAAUGUUAAGUAAUGUUAAGUAAUCACUAUCAUAAGGAGCUUGUA